Messenger RNA from Aspergillus ibericus CBS 121593, 1941 nucleotides. Its product is annotated as exonuclease V. NCBI's taxonomy places the organism in Eukaryota, Fungi, Ascomycota, Eurotiomycetes, Eurotiales, Aspergillaceae. Gene Ontology annotation, molecular function: single-stranded DNA 5'-3' DNA exonuclease activity. The record is from RefSeq and is a predicted model, not a curated record. Gene Ontology annotation, biological process: interstrand cross-link repair. The transcript has 2 exons. Gene Ontology annotation, cellular component: nucleus; mitochondrion. The coding region runs from base 1 to 1941 and encodes 646 amino acids.
AUGUCCUGCCAUUCUUCAGCAACUCCUGUGAUCCCUGGCGGGUUCAACGAUAGCGACAGCAGCACUGACUACGGGUCUGACUUCUCCCCGGAAGAAGAGGCGCUGCUGAACGACUUGCUCGCCAAGGUCGCCCCAGAUCCUGACGCCACCACCAUUGCAGCAACAGCAACAGUAACACCAGCACUUUCGCAACAACCUUCACCUGCUGUCACGCCCGUCGCUCGAGACAUCGAAGACCAGUAUGCGGCUCCCUCGAGUAGCCGGGUGCCUCGGGUACUGGGGCGAGAGAAGCCUGCAUGGCAGGUUCGGUCAUCUCAGCAGGGUGGCGCGAGACCAGCGCCGAUUCCAGGCUACAUUCGUACCGCGUCUGGUAGUUUUCCUCCUUUUCAUCUUUGUGGUUUUCUAUUCAGGCUGACACUGAACUCGAAGCGUUUAGUGGAGCAUCCGGAUUCGACUGAAGGGCGUGAGAAAGAACGCGAACGACAGGCCGCUCGUCAUGAAGAACGGAUAAAAGAUGUGAAUGCUGAGUUGGAUACUCGGUCGCCGGUGGAACGAUUUCGGCGCCCUCCGCAUAAGGCUUUCUCGGUCACGGAUCUGAUUUCGCCGGCGUGGUGCGAGCUGCAGUACUGGUAUACGCUGACGAAGUUCGGGAGGAAGCGGAGGACUCCCGCGAUGAAGCUGGGCAGUACGAUUCACAAGACGCUCGAGGAUGAGAUCUACAUGACUGUUCCGGUGGAGAUUACGACCAAAGAGGACGCGCUGGCGCUGCGCAUUUGGAAUAUCAUCCAGGGAUUGCGCACGCUGAGGGAGUAUGGCAUCACGCGUGAGCUGGAGGUCUGGGGCUUGGUGGAUGGGGAGCUGGUCACCGGUGUUAUCGAUCAGCUCUCUUACGAGUGUCCAGACCCCAAGCUGGAGGCGACGGCGGCUACGUACUAUGCCGAUAUUGAGGCAUCCAGGGCCAUCUUGCCCGAGUACCAGAUGUCGCUGACGGAUUACCUGCUCGCGUCGGGAGGUGGAAAGCUCCUGUCUGACGUGUACGAGCAGGAGGACAAUGCGCCGAAAGCGGACGACUCGGUCAGCAGCAGCCAGGAGUCCAACGUGCCUCGUAUCCCUCGGAUCUAUCUCACAGACGUCAAAACGCGAGGCAAAGGCUCUGCCCCAACGGUCAAGAGCACCUCGUUCCGACCCACGCUGCUUCAACUCCAACUCUACUACCACAUGCUCAACCGCCUGGCCACCAGCGACGACGUAACCAUCGACCUUCUUGCCUCGCGGUACAACCUGGACGCCAACCGCCCGUUCACCGACGCCUUCAUCAGCGAAGUCGGCGGCCUCAACGACCAAUACUUUGACGCCCUGGCCUCGCAAGAAUUCGACCCCGACUACAUCCCCACCCCACAAGACGCCAUCGAGCACCGACAGCCCCCGCACUCCUCCCAGUCCUCAUCUACAUCACAAUCUCAGUCCGCUACCAGCCAGGACUCGACCAGCAUCCUCCUCACUCACAACACCCUCACCUCUCUCUGGAGCCUAAUGAAAGAACAAUUCCGUCUCACCUUUUUUCCCUCCCCCGACUCCCUCUCCGUGGCGCCCUCCAUCCCGUCCGAAUUCCAGCCCCGCAUGCUAGAACCAUACCCGACGAUCCUCUCCCCUCUCCUCACAGCCCGAUACAUUUCCUCUGCUCCCACCGCCGACCUUCACCCCAAGGUCCUGGGCAGUCGGUCCUUCCUCUUCGACCCCACCUCCAUGACUUCGUACAUCACCGACCAGAUGCACUGGUGGCGUGGGGAGCGCGAUCCGCGGGGAGUCGAGGUGAUGGAGGCGUGGAAGUGCCGCAUCUGCGAGUUCAAGGAUGAGUGCUCGUGGCGACAGGAGCGGGAGUGGACGUAUGCAAGACGCAGCAUGGGGAGAAAGGCGGAGGAGUAUGAUGUUAAUGUUUGA